CCCCCCGCGCUCCGCCCGCGGGCCCCCGCUCCGCGCAGAGGAGCGGUGAGCUCCGCGCCGUCUCCGCGGCAGUCGGGCCGCAGCCCCGCUGACAUGGAGUGAGCUGCGGAGCCCCCGCGCCGCUCGGCCCGGCCAUGGAGCUGAGGAGGUCCAUCUCGGCCAGCGCGGAGGCCGAGAGACCGAUGAGGCGCUACGGGGCAGUGGAGGAGACGGAGUGGAAGGCGGAGGCGCUGGGGAGAAAUCAACUUGACAUCAUUUCAAUGGCUGAAACAACAAUGAUGCCUGAGGAAAUUGAGCUUGAGAUGGCAAAGAUCCAGAGACUUCGGGAAGUCUUAGUCAGAAGAGAAUCAGAACUCAGGUUUAUGAUGGAUGAUAUCCAGCUGUGCAAAGACAUUAUGAACCUUAAGAAGGAGCUGCAGAGUUUGGUAGCAAUCCCAGAAAAAGAAAAAACAAAGAUGGAGAAACAAAGAGAGGAUGAAUUGAUUCAGAAGAUCCAUAGACUGGUACAAAAAAGAGAUUUUCUUGUAGAUGAUGCAGAGGUGGAGAGACUACGAGAGAAGGAAGAAGACAAAGAGAUGGCUGAAUUCCUUCGCACCAAGUUAAAACCCUUAGACAAGGCAACACAAUCUCCUACCAGCAGCCCAGCAGAAAAGAAGGCAGAACCUCCUCCAAGCAAGCCCACCAUUGCCAAAGCAGGAUUGGCCAUUAUUAAAGAUUGUUGUGGGGCCACACAAUGCAACAUCAUGUAGCUCUGGGCUCUUUACCAUGUUUGUCUUUUCAAAUGUUUUCAUUGAAUGAAACUGUAGGGUGAGGGGAACUAACUGCAUCCUGCUAAUGGAGUCAAGAGCAACUGGUACAACAGUAAUAUAUGGAAUGUACAAUGGCAGGUUCUUCACUGUUGCAUGGAUCACUCAACACGCAUGCCUAAAACCAAAAGAAAUCUAUAUAGUGGCUGUCCAGUGACCAGAAAAGAUCUGUACUAGAGUCAACAAAAACACCACAGUGAUAAAAGUGAAUGAAAAGAGGGUUUAUUUCAUCCAGUAAGGUGUAAAACAGCAAUUUUAAUAUGCCAUCACUUUGUAAGAAUUUGUUGUACACUUUCCCCCUCUUGACAAACAGCACUCAAAAUUUGCUGAAAUAUCCCAUUUUGGCUACUUUUCCAAACAAAAGGAACAAGUAGCAAUGCUGUAUAUAAUGCAACUGAUAGAUGAAGCAACUUUAGGAUUACUGAUGUUGCAUACAAAAUACUUAGCAAACUAGUGUGAUGUUCAACUACUUUGCUGUGGAGUUUCACUUCCAAUUCUUCCUAAAGAGUGAGGAUCAGUGACAAGGAUGCUGCAAGUAAAUGUAGAUUUUUAUAUCCCGUAUGAUUUCUUAAUUACUCAAGUCAAAUGGAUAUUGCUUGCACCAGGGAAAGUAAGUCUCUGUUAAAGCUUUAGCAAGCACAACUACAGUGAUCCUCAAAUAGAUGAUGCAGUCCAAGGCUGUGUCACUUCUCUUUAGAUCUCCACUUCACAUGGAGUCAGAGAAAUAUGCACCCAGAGAGUUUUCUCCACUAUUAGAAGUUACAUGCACUAUGAGAUUACCUAUCACUGGAGGUUACUGGAAGGAGAGUGGAAGACAAUUUAAUAUUUAAACAAUGCUUAAAACAACUAUUAAUUGCAUAUUUCAUGACCAUAAGAAAUAUAAGCUCUCAAGCAUAGGAAGACAGAAGCGACCCAAGACAAAUUGACUAUAAGACAAACAUAGAAGUAAGUAUUUGUGGUAGGAAGAUCACAUUCUACACAAAAUGGAUUUAAAAUUAAGGGAAAUACAGAAAGACUUAUCUGUGUUUCACCAUUAAAUGUGUUUCUGGUCUCUAUGCAGAUUAAGCCUUGUGGAAUCUAAUAUCUUUAUAUUAGCUGUCAGUAGCUGGUUUGUCUGUGUGAUGGUAUUCCAUAUAAAUGUACUGUGAUAGGUGUAAAUAGUAAAAUAAAUGUACAUGGAUCUAAUGUGAAAAUCUCAGGCUUAGAAGUAACAAACAGAUAGCAAAGAGUUCCUAAAAUGAAAUUUUUUCAAGAGGAACUUCCAUUUUGUGAAGCCAGCUAAGUGAAGUGUGCUCUUAUAUACAAAGGAACCACAGUUACAGGAAAGGAGAAAACAAACAGCAGUUACCGAAAAAGGAUGAACAGUAAUAUUUUUUAUAGAAAGUAUCUUAUUAAGGUUCAAGGAGAUAGACACCAACUAAAGUAACUCAGACUAUUCUUGUACAAAUAGAACCUAAUCCCUAGCAUUAGACUGAUUCAAUGAAGAACCUUUGCAUUUCCAGAACCAUAUGUUUCAGUAUUGCACACUCACUUGAGAGAAAGAACCUAUGUCACUAUGUUCCUUAAGGUUUAUGGAUCAAGGAGGGAAAAACACAAAAAGGUUUCCACUAAGACUUGAAGCACUUUAAUUACUUUGACCAAAGACAUGGGAAAGAGGACAAAACAUGAAUAGUCAUAUACAAUUAUUGCAUUCUUGUUGAUAUAGACAACAUCACAUUAAGCUCUGUAGCUGUUAAUAUCUCCUGUAUCUGAUAGGGGUUGGGCUCUGUGGGCACCUGUGUACAUUUAACAGAGUUACAGGGAAAACUGCUGUUAAGGGAGAACACACACUGGAGGGCAAGAAUUACCCCCUGGCUUCUGUAAAGUUCAGGAGGCUCUUGAAUUUGCCGGUACACAAUUAAGACAUCAGCAAUUAUCAGUAUUUUAAGGUAGGAGGCAGAUGUUGGAUGCCACUAAAGACAAAUGGAAGAAAAAAAACCUGUAGUGAAGCAUCAAACUUAAAGCCUUAGGAGGAUCAGCUGUUACAACCAAGUGCUGUGAAUGCUGGUAAGUAAAGGGUUCUGAAGGACUUUGCACACCGUUUUUGUAAGGCAAGAAGUGACUUGUGUGCAUUAGUGUUUAAACCAGGCUGUACUGAUGAUCGGGAGGAUCCCCACAUGCUGCACAAAUCUCUAGUCCCUUGGGAAGAAUAGUGAAAUCAGUAGAAUCCAUUUGCAUGAAAAAAAUUUCAAUAACAGGAAAUGGUGCUAGACAUUUCUGGGAUGUGACACUCAUGACUAGGCUACAGAGCCCCCUCCUUUAAUUAAAAUGGAGAAAGACACAGCAAGUAUGAAUGCGUAAUACUGACACACAGUUAGCACUGGUAGCCAGUGCCCCAAAGGGACUUGGCUUUAGUGAGGGGCUUUAACUUCCAUGAUCUUGCCAACGAUGCACAUUAUGCAGUCCCCAUAUGUAAAAAUCUUUAGGUGGCUACUUCAAGUAAUCAUUUCAAAGCUGAUUUUUGCUUAUCUGUUACUGUCAGCAAAGAAGGAUAUCAGUUGACUGAAGCACCCAAAAUCUCUUUUGGAAAUCCUGGCUGUUUAUCACUUCAGAAAGAAGGCAAGGCAUCAGAAAAUGAAGAAAACAUAAGGUGGAUUUGACACACUAUUUCCUCUGUGAACUGGUAACCAUGGCUAUAUUCACAAAAGGAUCUUGGUCUACUGAGAACAAAAGUGCUGAAGUGCUAUUUGUACUAAUCACCAUUUCUACCAGCAAGUGGUUCUCUUGUACCUUCCCCUAGGUCAAAUGAAUCUCUUCAGCAAAGUUAAACGUAUUUCCAAAUAAACUAAGCUGCUGUGUUAUAUUAA
Messenger RNA from Calidris pugnax (ruff), 3652 nucleotides. It is a transcript of the gene BMERB1, whose product is annotated as chromosome unknown open reading frame, human C16orf45. Gene Ontology annotation, biological process: negative regulation of microtubule depolymerization. Gene Ontology annotation, cellular component: microtubule cytoskeleton. The record is from RefSeq and is a predicted model, not a curated record. The coding region runs from base 135 to 749 and encodes 204 amino acids. The transcript is spliced from 6 exons. NCBI's taxonomy places the organism in Eukaryota, Metazoa, Chordata, Aves, Charadriiformes, Scolopacidae.